AUGGCCAGGAAUACCGACAGCAUGGAAGUCAUAGAGCGGGAUAGGCUGCCGACUCUAUUCGAAGUCCUGAGCAGGAGGACCAGGCCGCCGGUUGAUCUGUUCUCUUUCUAUAUCUAUAUGAGAGACCAACAGCGUUCUGUUGACUAUUUGGAUUUUUGGCUCGAUGUCUCCCAGCACAUGUCGCUGUGCAGACACUACGUACGAGAGCUUCGUAGAUCGGUGCUCGUGUCCACGCCUGAUCUGAAUAAGUCCGGAAGCAAGCGAUCCUCUUCGGUUAUCGACCACCUUGGUACUGGCGACGACGAAAGUGAAAAGAACGACGACCAACGCCUUUCCGCCUUUCUUCGUAAUGACAACACGACGCAUGCGGUUACCAUCCCUGGUUAUAAUCCCCAAAACGGUGGCUCGCGACCUAGUGGGGGCGACUUGAACCCCGCUCGACCUUCUUACUUCUCGACUCCCGAACACACUUCUUCCGGAUCUCCACAGCACACUGUCGCUAGGGCCGACAUUAGGGCUUCUGCUGAAAAGAUCCUAUAUACGUACCUCCUACGCGGAGCAGAGCGGGAAAUAGUACUUCCCGAACAGAUCCUCGCUUCCAUUUCCCACGCAAUCGAAGUAGACGGUCGAGAUGAUCCUGAGGUUUUCGACGAAGCGAAGGAUUAUGUAUUCCAAGCCAUGGAACGAGAUGCUUUCCCAGGAUUCCUUAGAUCGAAGGCAUUUGGAAACAUUGUACCUCCUUCCUCGUUGGCUAGGUUGAUUGUUGGGUUGUUGGCCUUGUUCGGAGCCUUCUGGGCUGGAUUUUGCUUAAUCUUCCUCGAUAUUAAACCGAAAACAACAAGACUUUGGCUUAUUCUCCCAUUUACAGUUGGUGUUUACUGCCUCGCUGCGCAUCAAUAUAAUCUAGAUCCCAUCCUUGCGUUCACCAGCUACAGCGAAUACACAUUCAUGACCUUUAUGAAAGUGCAAGAACCCUACGUCAGGCGCAUAAUGAUCACUCGAGCAAUGUGGGUUCUCGCCAUUAUUCUUGCCCUAGAUGCUGCCUUGGUUGUUAUGUACGCCUUGGUACCGGGGAGGAGAUUGUGA
This is a messenger RNA of Orbilia oligospora ATCC 24927, 1086 nucleotides long. RefSeq lists its product as uncharacterized. Gene Ontology annotation, biological process: intracellular protein localization. Lineage: Eukaryota; Fungi; Ascomycota; Orbiliomycetes; Orbiliales; Orbiliaceae. Bases 1 to 1086 code for a protein of 361 amino acids. The record is from RefSeq and is a predicted model, not a curated record. Gene Ontology annotation, cellular component: plasma membrane. The transcript is spliced from 3 exons.